AUGUCGUUGGUGGACCUUGGCAAGCGUCUGCUAGAGGCGGCGCGAAAAGGUCUGGACGAUGAGGUACGCAACCUGAUGGCCAACGGAGCGCCCUUUACCACCGACUGGUUGGGGACCUCUCCCCUACACCUGGCGGCCCAACACGGCCACUACUCGACGGCCGACGUCCUUUUGCGAGCGGGAGUCAGUCGUGACGCGCGCACCAAAGUGGACCGGACGCCUCUGCACAUGGCCGCCGCUGAGGGGCACACUAUCAUCGUAGAGCUGCUGGUCAGGAGCGGCGCCGACAUCAACGCCAAAGACAUGCUGAAGAUGACGGCGCUCCAUUGGGCGGCGCAGCACGGCCACCAUGGCGUGGUGGAGAGCCUCAUCAAGCAUGGCGCCGACGUGCACGCGCUAAGCAAGUUCGACAAGACGCCGCUGGACAUCGCUGUCGAUAUUCAGAACACUGAUCUCAUGCUGCUGUUACAGGAGGGCAUGCAGAACCAGGUGAACAUGAACCAGGUGAGCGUCAACGUGGAGUCUGGCAACGCCGCCAACCCACCACAGUUCAUCAUCCAGGGCAUCCCCUCCAUCCAAGGGGGAGUCGUCAACCUGGCAGACCUGCUCAACAAAGCCGGCACGGGAGAAUCGGAGGAAGCUAUGGCGGCCAACGCUCUGGACCCCAACAUCCAGCAUGCCGCCGUGGUCAACGAGGGAGGUCAGAGGGUCAUCACUAUCGUCACCGACCAACACGGUAAUCUGCAGACCGGCGGGAUGUCGCAGCCUUUCUUCGUCACCAUGCAGCACGGACAGCAAAUGCUGGCGGUGCCCGCCAACACCGUCACCGAGGAGGUGGUGACGGACGAGUCGCAGGCUCCACCUUCCAGGAAGAGAAAGUUGGAGGUGGCCAAUAAUCACAAUGACACAGGAGAAACGGAGCUGCUGCAGAGGCAACUGCAGGAGGCCAACAGAAAGGCGCAGGAGUACCGGCAGCAGCUGAUGCGUAAGGAGCAGGAGGCCGAGGAGUACCGCAUCAAAUUGGAAGCCAUGGCCCAGAACCAGGCCGGCGCCGCCAACGUCAGCCCCGAGGAGGUGGUGGGCGGGGGCGACGACGAGGACGAUGCCACCGCCGCGGCCAACGUGGUGGAAGAAGAGGGCCAAAUGGUGGUGCUACAGGAGGGCGGCAUCAUCAUGGAGGGCGACGAAGGUCGCGUCACCCUGGUGGAGACGGCAGGCGGAGGCGAAACCGCCGGUGCCAGCGCCUAA
Molecule: messenger RNA, 1248 nt
Organism: Nerophis lumbriciformis (worm pipefish)
Lineage: Eukaryota; Metazoa; Chordata; Actinopteri; Syngnathiformes; Syngnathidae
Source: RefSeq, a predicted model, not a curated record